This is a messenger RNA of Paraglomus occultum, 1185 nucleotides long. The record is from the annotation of a GenBank genome assembly. NCBI's taxonomy places the organism in Eukaryota, Fungi, Glomeromycota, Glomeromycetes, Paraglomerales, Paraglomeraceae.
AUGGGUAGAUUUCAUGAAGGCAUGUCGUUUGCACAUUUCGUUGGCUUUAUAUUUCUUUUCCCUCUUUUUAGCUCCGGCUUCUUACGCCGAUGUGUUAUUCCUGGCCGUGCCGUAAUUCCACAGCCUAAUUAUCUUCGCCAAAUAAAAGAUGUGACUAUGCGCCCACCACGGAUCCGUAAAGAUCAUUGGACCCCCUUAGCCGUGGUAGUUGGUUUCAAGAAUAAAUCAACCCCAAUGUCGGUUAGCAAUUUGAUCCAAGAUUACAUUGCAAAACACCCCAGACCUCCAUUCCCUACUACCAUGUCCAAGAGAGAACGUAAAGUUGAGGAACAAAAACAAAUCGAACCGACUUUGACGGCGUUGGGUUGGGCGAUGAAUGAAGCAAUGCGUAGACAGUACGAGAGUUGCGAAAAUAUAAUCAAGAUCUUUUGGGAACGUGAAUCAUUGAAAGAUAUUCCAAAGCUAAAAGCUGAUAUUGAUUGGCCAAGCAACAUAGAGCAUUCACGGUUGGUACUGGAAAGAGGACGAUUCGUGAAGAAUUUUGAAUUGAAAAGGGAGGUACCAAGUGAAUUGCAAAAGGAAAAGGAAAAUAAGAGAUUGGAAGCAAUAGCCAAAAAGAGGCGGAUAUCGUACUAUGUUGAGAAAGCGAGAAAAGAGCGAAUCGCGCAUGGUGAAGAUGUGUCAAAGUUAUCGCGCAGUCGUGGGAGUGUAUAUGUUCCUUAUAAACCCUUUGUGAAUCCUACGCCGCUGGAAAACGUAGAGGUGCCAGUAACAAAGGAUACUUCAUAUGGAAACCUAGUGUUGGCGUUUGGAAUACUACUCACAAUCGCUCUUGUUUUUGCAUUCGGAUUCUGGUACUAUCGUCGCCGACAGAGAAGACAUAAUUUCCAUCGUCUGAAGACGAACCUUGGAACAACCCCAAGAAAUUCUGUAGUAUCGACAGGUAGCGCAUUCACAGUAGCAACAUCAUCUCGCGCAUUGGAGAACAAUGACUUCUUAGAUACAGAUAUAAUGUCGCAGGUUGAUAGGACUUCAUUUGUGGGCGUGGAGAGUCUCACCCCGACGAGUAGUGGUGCUGGUGUUGGUACUCCUACUAUUACGGUCGAUAGUGGGUCUGCACGGCAAGUUUCUGAACAGAGAACCAGCGAACUUGACGAGUUACGUGAUGAUACACAGUUAUCGUAA